Messenger RNA from Lynx canadensis (Canada lynx), 4477 nucleotides. It is a transcript of the gene C2CD5, whose product is annotated as C2 calcium dependent domain containing 5. The record is from RefSeq and is a predicted model, not a curated record. Gene Ontology annotation, molecular function: calcium-dependent phospholipid binding; calcium ion binding. Gene Ontology annotation, biological process: positive regulation of vesicle fusion; positive regulation of D-glucose transmembrane transport; positive regulation of protein targeting to membrane. Gene Ontology annotation, cellular component: plasma membrane. Lineage: Eukaryota; Metazoa; Chordata; Mammalia; Carnivora; Felidae.
AAGAAUCCACCGGGACCACUCCUCCGGCUGCCUCUCCGGAAUGAGGCUUCAGCGCCCGCGCGGGACAGCCCCCUUACUCAUCCGAGAGAGCCCAAGGAGAGGCCGAAGCCGAGAAAGAUGCCUGGGAAGCUGAAGGUGAAAAUCGUGGCCGGGCGCCAUUUGCCAGUGAUGGACCGAGCUAGUGACCUGACUGAUGCCUUCGUGGAGGUAAAAUUUGGUAAUACCACCUUUAAAACAGAUGUGUAUCUCAAGUCCCUCAACCCUCAGUGGAACUCAGAAUGGUUUAAAUUUGAGGUGGACGAUGAAGAUUUACAAGAUGAACCUCUACAGAUCACAGUUCUUGACCAUGACACAUACAGUGCAAAUGAUGCCAUUGGUAAAGUGUACAUUGAUAUUGACCCUUUACUCUACAGUGAAGCUGCAACAGUCAUCUCAGGGUGGUUUCCAAUUUAUGAUACCAUACAUGGUAUCCGUGGGGAAAUCAAUGUAGUUGUAAAAGUAGACCUCUUCAAUGAUUUAAAUCGAUUUAGGCAGUCAUCAUGUGGAGUCAAAUUCUUUUGCACAACAUCUAUUCCAAAGUGCUAUAGAGCUGUAAUAAUUCAUGGGUUUGUAGAAGAGCUUGUAGUCAAUGAAGACCCAGAAUAUCAAUGGAUUGAUCGAAUUCGUACACCAAGGGCAUCAAAUGAGGCCAGACAGAGACUCAUUUCUUUAAUGUCAGGUGAACUGCAGAGGAAGAUUGGCUUGAAAGUACUUGAAAUGAGAGGAAAUGCAGUUGUUGGGUACUUACAAUGUUUUGAUCUGGAAGGCGAAUCUGGGUUAGUGGUACGCGCCAUAGGAACAGCAUGUACACUGGAUAAACUAAGUAGCCCGGCAGCAUUCCUUCCUGCAUGUAAUUCCCCAUCCAAAGAAAUGAAGGAGAUUCCCUUCAAUGAAGAUCCCAAUCCCAAUACUCACUCAUCAGGACCCUCAACCCCUCUGAAAAACCAAACUUAUUCCUUUUCACCUUCCAAGUCCUACAGUCGACAGUCCUCUUCUUCUGACACAGAUUUGAGUUUGACACCCAAAACUGGAAUGGGAAGUGGUAGUGCUGGAAAAGAAGGGGGGCCGUUUAAAGCUCUUUUAAGACAACAGACUCAGUCAGCACUGGAACAAAGGGAAUUUCCAUUUUUUACCUUGACGGCAUUCCCUCCUGGAUUUCUCGUGCAUGUUGGGGGUGUUGUUAGUGCACGUUCUGUGAAGCUUUUGGACCGCAUCCACAAUCCUGAUGAACCAGAAACUCGAGAUGCGUGGUGGGCAGAAAUCAGACAAGAAAUAAAAUCACAUGCUAAAGCAUUAGGCUGUCAUGCUGUAGUGGGCUACAGUGAAUCAACUAGCAUCUGUGAAGAGGUCUGUAUUUUAUCUGCAUCCGGCACGGCAGCUGUACUGAACCCUAGAUUUCUGCAGGAUGGCACCGUGGAGGGCUGUUUGGAACAGAGGCUAGAAGAAAAUUUGCCUGUAGGUUGUGGAUUUUGCCACAUACCAUAUGACGAACUGAAUAUGCCAUUUCCAGCUCAUCUCACAUACUGCUAUAACUGCAGGAAACAGAAAGUUCCUGAUGUUCUCUUUACAACUAUUGACCUCCCAACAGAUGCAACAGUUAUUGGAAAAGGUUGUCUUAUUCAAGCAAGGUUAUGUCGUUUAAAAAAGAAAGCACAGGCAGAAGCAAAUGCCACAGCUAUCAGUAAUCUGUUGCCAUUUAUGGAAUAUGAAGUACAUACUCAGCUAAUGAAUAAACUAAAACUGAAAGGAAUGAAUGCUUUAUUUGGACUGAGAAUUCAGAUCACAGUGGGUGAAAAUAUGUUGAUGGGCUUAGCGUCGGCCACAGGUGUGUAUUUAGCUGCUUUACCAACGCCCGGUGGUAUUCAGAUUGCUGGGAAGACUCCUAAUGAUGGCUCCUACGAACAGCACAUAUCUCAUAUGCAAAAGAAGAUAAAUGACACAAUUGCUAAGAAUAAAGAAUUAUAUGAAAUUAAUCCUCCGGAGAUAUCCGAAGAGAUUAUAGGGUCACCCAUCCCGGAACCUAGACAGCGCUCAAGACUUUUAAGAUCUCAGUCAGAAAGCUCUGAUGAAGUUACAGAAUUGGACCUUUCACAUGGGAAAAAAGAUGCUUUUGUUUUGGAGAUUGAUGACACAGAUGCUAUGGAAGAUGUACAUUCUCUGCUUACUGAUGUUCCUCCCCCUUCAGGCUUUUAUAGUUGUAAUACAGAAAUUAUGCCUGGUAUAAACAAUUGGACAUCAGAAAUACAGAUGUUCACAUCAGUAAGAGUAAUCCGAUUAAGCAGCCUUAACCUGACUAAUCAAGCCCUUAAUAAGAACUUUAAUGAUCUCUGUGAAAAUUUGCUCAAGAGCCUGUAUUUUAAACUACGGUCUAUGAUCCCCUGCUGCCUUUGCCAUGUAAAUUUUACAGUAUCUCUGCCUGAAGAUGAAUUAAUACAGGUUACAGUCACAGCAGUUGCAAUAACUUUUGACAAAAAUCAGGCUUUACAGACCACAAAAACACAUGUUGAAAAGUCAUUGCAAAGAGCCUCUACAGAUAAUGAAGAACUUCUGCAGUUUCCACUGGAGCUCUGUUCAGAUUCGCUUCCUUCUCAUCCUUUUCCACCAGCUAAAGAACACCUGGAGAGUGCAAGUUCUAACUCAGGUAUACCAGCUGCACAGAGAGCAACGUCAGUUGAUUACAGUUCCUUUGCAGACAGAUGCAGCAGCUGGAUAGAGCUCAUUAAACUGAAAGCUCAGACCAUAAGGCGCGGAUCAAUUAAGACAACUGUCACCGUUGAAAAAGCAAGUCCGAUGGGUGAAGGAAAUUUCCGGAACCGUUCUGCUCCACCUUGUGCAAAUUCUACAGUUGGAGUUGUUAAGAUGACACCUCUUUCUUUCAUUCCUGGAGCAAAAAUAACCAAAUAUCUUGGGAUAAUUAACAUGUUUUUUAUCCGGGAAACCACUUCUCUUCGUGAGGAAGGAGGAGUCAGUGGUUUUCUCCAUGCUUUCAUUGCUGAAGUGUUUGCAAUGGUGAGAGCUCAUGUCGCUGCAUUAGGAGGCAAUGCUGUUGUCUCCUACAUAAUGAAGCAGUGUGUCUUCAUGGAGAACCCAAAUAAAAACCAGGCACAGUGUCUUAUAAAUGUAAGUGGUGAUGCAGUGGUUUUUGUUCGUGAAUCCGAGUUAGAAGUGGUAUCAACCCAGCAGCCUACCGCCAACUGCCAGCCAUCAUGUACUGGAGGAGAAGUUACCACCUGAAGUAAAUUAGAAAGAGUUCAACUAAAUGAAAUUCAUCUGUCUCCAUUGUUUUGUCUUUAAUUAUCUUACUGGACUUUUAAAAGUGAACUUAAUUUCAGAUCAUUAAGAGAGAAUUGGUACAUUUUGAGUAGAUUUGAUUUGUCUCUAAUCUCUUGGAGGCAUGAGAAUUUUUAAACCAUGGUGUUUUGUUUGCCAAGCCACGCCCCAUGAAAUCUUGACCCUUCACUAAGUUCAGAUAGAUUUCUCAGAGAACUGUAGCAGAGAUGGAAGCUGUCUGUAAUUUAUGUUGACUUUAAUAAAAUCAUACUUUGAAACACAAAAUGGUGAGAUUAUCAAGAAAUUAUAAUAACUACCCUGGUGUAAUUGAGAGAAACUAAGCAAGAAAUUUAUAAAUUGUUAAUGAAUAAAUAAUCUGAUUUGAGGAAUGUGUGGGAAAAUGGAGAAAAGUUUUGAGAAAUCUAUGUGUGUUUCUUAAUGCGUUUUAUUUUGAUAACUGAGUUUGGAAUUUGGUAACAACUGAAGGGGAAGAGUGCUUCAGCCAUCUUUUAAAAAGUUAAAAUUACUGUAACUUGGAUCCAUAUUGUGUCCUAACUGCUGUAAAAGAAAAUGUAAUUUAUUAGAACGAGUGUCCUUCCAUUGAAAGUUUUAAUAAUGUUUGUAAGGAGGGAGGAAGAAAUUAACUACAUAACUUUACAACUGGCCAAAUUUUGUUAGUGUUUUUGUUAGUGUUUAAUUUGUCUAGAAGAGGCUUGGCUUCAACUGGGAAGAAAAAGGUCAGUGAGUUUUGUUGAAAUAGUUAAAAUAUAAUUGACCUAGUAGGAGUAUAAAAUUAUUUUUAAUAGAAUCAUACUGCACUCCUACCAAAUAAACAGAAUUAUAUCUUAGGCAUUUUUGAUGGUAAGUUAGAUUGUAUUUGGCAUAGAAUUUGGAGAUGUAACUUGAAUGUAAAUAUGCUGCAGAGUGUUGAAUGUAUACGUAGAAACACCUUUUCUGUCAAUGCCAAAUACCUAGUGCAAAUGAACCUUAAAAAGUACAUUCCUCCUUUGCACAAUAAAAUUUCUGUAUAAAACUCAUGAUUUUGCUCUUUCAGGAUAACAAACUACCCUAAAAAUUAGGAAUCAAUUCCUUGUUAUCACAGGUGUCAAUAUUUUUCUGUAUUUUGUUUAUAAUUUUAUUUUUUAAAUAAAAAGUUUAUAAACUGGAA